UUGAUACAUAAAAGUGAACGUCAAAUCAAAGCUGCAUUAAAAAGUAUUUUAUUGUUAAAAGUAUUUCUUGAAUGUUAUUUUUCUAUUUGAUUGGAGCUUGAAUAACUAUAAGUGAUUUAAUACAAUGUCGUGUCGCAAUGCAUCUCAUGCUGGUAGCUGGUACACCGAGAAUGGUACGGAGCUAUCUAGGCAAUUGGACCUCUGGUUGUCCAAAGCUGAUCUUACACAUGGACCAGCAAGAGCUAUUAUAGCACCCCACGCGGGUUACUCUUACUGCGGCGCGUGCGCAGCGUACGCGUAUAGACAAGUCAGUCCGGUUGUAGUUAAACGUAUCUUCAUUUUGGGCCCCUCGCAUCACGUGAGGUUGGGCGGCUGCGCUCUAUCCUCUCUGGAUAAAUAUCAGACGCCCCUCUACGAUCUUACAAUAGACAAACAGAUAUAUUCGGAACUGGAAGCAACUCGUCAGUUUGAAUGGAUGGAUGUACAGACGGAUGAAGAUGAACAUUCUAUAGAAAUGCAUCUACCCUACAUCGCUAAGGUUAUGGAAGAGUAUAAAACCGGUUUCACUAUUAUACCAAUUUUAGUUGGAUCUUUAACUCCAGAGAAAGAAGCCAAAUACGGGUCAAUCCUGGCCCCAUAUUUAGCGGAUCCUCAGAACUUGUUUGUGAUAUCAUCUGACUUCUGUCAUUGGGGCUCACGUUUCCGAUACACCUGGAAAGAUACAUCCAGGGGACAUAUCUACGAGAGUAUCGAAUGGCUUGAUAAACAGGGUAUGAACAUAAUAGAGAAGAUGGAUCCCCGCGCCUUCACAGAUUAUCUCAACAAGUAUGGGAACACGAUUUGUGGUAGACAUCCCAUUGGAGUGUUACUUCAAGCCAUAUCAAAAUUACAAAGUCAAUCGAAUUCAUCAAAAAUGUCGUUAAAAUUUCUAAAAUACGCUCAAUCUUCUCAAUGUAUGAGCCAUCAAGACUCCUCCGUGUCAUACGCGAGCGCAUCACUUGUGUUUGAAUAAAUAUAAACAUUAAAAAAAUAUAUAUUAUACAUGUAACAUCCUGUAUACGGUAAGUUAUUUUGACAGAAAAUAUUAAAAAAAAACCUACAUAACCUUAAAAAUAACAUGAAACGAACAUCUAUUCUAUGAGAUAUUAAACCUAAAAAUUUAAAUAAAUAACCAAAUAUCAAUAAAAAGGCUGUUCUUAACUAAAGUUACAAGAAACUGACAAUUUUAAACGCCUCUAUAUUUAACUUUUUAUAAAGUAAACUUAAGCAGCCAUAUUUGGAAAGUAAUUUUUUGACAUUUGACCUUGUUAUGGGGGCGCUAGUGAGAUAUCAUUUAGCUUGACUUAUGGUCACUGGGAAUUCUAAAAUACGCAACUAAUAUUCUUGUUUUUUGUGAAUUUAAUAAAAUGGGUUCAAAAGACAAAGACUUCGUUAUCUUUUGUAUUAAUUUUGAAGUGUAGUAA
Papilio xuthus (Asian swallowtail) is the source of this 1463-nucleotide messenger RNA. Its product is annotated as protein MEMO1. The coding region runs from base 125 to 1012 and encodes 295 amino acids. The record is from RefSeq and is a predicted model, not a curated record. Lineage: Eukaryota; Metazoa; Arthropoda; Insecta; Lepidoptera; Papilionidae. The transcript is spliced from 9 exons.